AGUCCACUGAGUCGCAGUUAAAUGGAUUUUGUUUUGCGGCCGGGUGACGCAGCUGUUGCUGUGCGAACACCUUAAGGGUGAUAUCAGGGCUUUCUGCAAGGAUCAAGGAGACGAAAGCAGAAAGUAUAGGCCCCUAUGGCCUCCAGCCAAAGAGUACCACGGAAAAGAAAACUCCCAACUUGGAUGAAACUCAAAACUGAAACAAAAUCUGCACAGACAGGAUUGUCAAAUGGAGUCACCAAGAGCUCCGUUCUUGAAGACUCUUUGCCAGAGUUGAGGUUUACGGGAGGAAUAAUUUACUCACACCAGAAAGAUGACUGCUCUUUGCUCUGCCAGGAUAUAAUCUGUAGCCUGGAAACGCAACAGCACAAUGCUGCAGUGGGGUUUGACAUUGAGUGGCCAGUGACAUACCAGAGAGGUAGAGAGAACAGAACUGCCCUGGUCCAGAUAUGUACUCCAGAGAAACGCUGCUACUUGUUCCAUGUGUCCUGUAUGGGAGAGUUACCUAAAGGUUUGAAAGAGCUGUUGUCUCAUUCCAAGAUAAAGAAGGUUGGUGUAGGGAUUGACAGGUAA
Messenger RNA from Lingula anatina, 573 nucleotides. RefSeq names its product bifunctional 3'-5' exonuclease/ATP-dependent helicase WRN. Gene Ontology annotation, biological process: nucleobase-containing compound metabolic process. The record is from RefSeq and is a predicted model, not a curated record. Lineage: Eukaryota; Metazoa; Brachiopoda; Lingulata; Lingulida; Lingulidae. Gene Ontology annotation, molecular function: nucleic acid binding; 3'-5' exonuclease activity.